Exophiala xenobiotica is the source of this 383-nucleotide messenger RNA. RefSeq lists its product as uncharacterized. The record is from RefSeq and is a predicted model, not a curated record. The transcript is spliced from 3 exons. Bases 72 to 254 code for a protein of 60 amino acids. NCBI's taxonomy places the organism in Eukaryota, Fungi, Ascomycota, Eurotiomycetes, Chaetothyriales, Herpotrichiellaceae.
CACCAUCUCCCCUUGCCUCAGACUCAAAGACCGCGAAAGAAGAACAAACCGAUCUGCUACCUUGAGACAUCAUGCCUGAUUUCAAGGAUCGAGAACAAGCGUUGGAGAAUGAGUACAUUCGGAAGCGAGAAGCUGAAAAGGCUGCCGCACACAAAGGCCAGCAAGGGACUCAGAGUAUGGACAAGAGUGGUGCACCGACGACAAAUCCUGCGACCACGAAUUCUGCCCAGCUCGCCAACGCGACCUUGAAAUAACUUUCUCCAAGCUGGUACGGCAUUAUGCCAUUCUCAAUUGCGCUGGGCUGCAUCGAGGAGGAGAAUCAGUCGCUGAAGUAGCUAAUGUUCACAAAACUGCUAUUCAUAAGAACUUGAGGGGCUGGCGGG